This is a messenger RNA of Bursaphelenchus okinawaensis, 966 nucleotides long. Lineage: Eukaryota; Metazoa; Nematoda; Chromadorea; Rhabditida; Aphelenchoididae. The record is from the annotation of a GenBank genome assembly.
AUGAGCCGUCUUCUCAUUGGAACCGCAGCCGUAGGCUCGGCCGCUGCCGUUGUCCUUGCCUUGGUCAGCGCCCUCUACAUCUACAAUGACAUCAACUCUUUGUACUCGGAGAUCAUGCUCGACAUGCAAGAGUUCAAGUUGUACGCCAACGACGCCUGGGGCAACAUGGUUAAGAUCCAACGACCAAAGGUCAGCUUUGACACUUUGAUCGGCCGUAACAAGCGUCAAGCUGAAUGUGCUUGUGCUCGUCAAGCCAGUAGCUGUCCACCAGGCCCACCUGGACCACCAGGAACUCCCGGUCUACCAGGAGACGAUGGAGCUCCAGGAGAAGCCGGAAAGGCCGGCCGUACUGGCGUUUCUCAAUUGGACUACCCCGGACUCAACGGAGGCUGCAUCACCUGCCCAGCUGGACCAGCCGGACCACCAGGCCCAGAUGGACCAGUCGGUCCAGCCGGCCCAGAUGGACAACCAGGAAACCCAGGACCUGACGGACAGCCAGGAGCUGCCGGACCAGAAGGACCAUCCGGAGACCAAGGCACUUCAGGCAAUCCAGGUACUAACGGACCACCAGGAAACCCAGGACAAGACGGACAACGCGCCAACCCCAUCCCAGGACCACCAGGCCCAGUUGGACCAGUCGGCCCAGCUGGUCAACCAGGAAACGAUGGAGCUGCUCCACCACCAGGCCCAGCCGGACCACCAGGACCAGUGGGUCCAGCCGGUCAACCAGGACAGCCCGGAUCUGACGGUCAACCAGGUGGCCCAGGAGGACCAGGUGUUCCAGGUGCUGAUGCUGCUUACUGUCCAUGUCCAGCACGUACUGGUGAAGCUCCAGUCGCCGCCGCUCCAGCUGCCCAAAGCUACGAUGCCGCCGCUCCAGCUAGCCAACCAGUAGAAACUGCCCCAUCCGCCAAGACCGACUACCGUCGCAAGAAGCUUCGUCGUCAACGUCAACGCCAGGCCUAG